AUGAGGACGAUAACUUCCUCCAGUGGCCAGGAGGAAGCAGUGAAUGUCAGAAGGACGGAGUCAGCCGACGCUCAGGGGAUCAACGGCCUCAUCAGCCCUGAAGCUGGAGCAGUGUUUGGACGAGUCAACGUGCUCCAUCUACUAGAGAAAGCCAAUCUGGCGGUGACUCUGGCCAAUGAGAGGGAGGAGAUCCUGGCUCACGCUUCCUUCUUCGAUCACCCUGUUGGAGACUUGGUGGAUCAGACUCGCUGGGAAGCGUUCCUGCAGAAACACUUCAGCGCUGAAACAUGCACAAUCUUCCCUCCACAGCCUUUGAACACACUCUUCCUCCACUUCUUCGUGGCAGAGACAGAUUUCGCCACAGCAAGUGCAAAAGAAAUAUUAAGAGCUGUCUUUAACGCCGUCACAGAGCUGGAAUACAUCCUGCUGCUCAGCUCGUACGCCGGUGUUUUAGAGGAGGCUCUGGAGGAGGUGUUUGAUCCUCUGCAGCGUCUGACUGACCUUCAGUGCUCAGCGUUCAUCUGCCACAGACAAGAGCACUGCCCGAAGCUUCUCAUCCGCCCCGCCAGGGUUGAAGAUCAUGAUGAUUUGAUGCGUAUCUUUGUGGAUCAAACCAAAGUCCUGUCUGUCAUGGAGCAGCCGUACUUCCUGGCAGAACUGAUCCAGGAACAGAACGAGGAGAACCACUGCGCCGUUUGUGAGAGUGGCGGACUUCCUGUCGGAUUCAUCAGUGUCACGUCUGAUGUAGAUUUUAAGCAGUUGCACGACAGCUUUGAUUUAAGUGAGCUGGACGGUUUGUACAAACUAGAUCCAAUAACAAAUGAUGACCCUGCUGCUCCGCCUGAAUCAAGAGAAGACGAAGAAAAACCCCAAACAAAUCCUCAGGAGGAGGCUGAAGCGGGGAAAUCCAGCGCCGUCUGUAUUCAGUUCUUCCUCAUUGACAAGAAUCACGAGAGCAGAUCAGUGGACUUCAUUCCUUAUAUAUUCACAGUUUUCCCCGACGUGGACUUCUGCAUCAUCCCCGUCCCGACUCUCUCCCCUGAGUUCCUGCUGCUGCAGAGCUUCAUCCGGCUGCCCCCCCGCUCCACCAACACCUCGCCCCCCCAAGAAAUCUACAUCUUCCAACGCUCCGGACUCAGGAGUGUGGAGGUGAGGCCUGCUGUAGCUGCAGACCGUCCUGCUGUCUCUGAGCUGGUGAAGACUCUGAGUCUCAGAGAGUCUCUUCUUCAGGACCUGGACCGUUUCUACGAGACCCGCAGAGACACGGAUGGCGUGCCGCUGCAGGCCUUCGUGUCCACGGUGCAGAGCGAGGUGGUCGGGAUCCUGAUCAUCAGAGACGAGCAGGACCUCCAGUACUUGUGUGCGCGCUACAACAUGGACAGCUUCAUCUACUUCAGCCACCACCGGCUGGAGGAGCACGCUCACAUCCUGCACUUCGUCCUGGCGCCCUCCUUCCAGCGCUGCUGCAGACACUUGUUCAAAGAGUCCCUCCGGCUGGGGCACAAGUCCUGCCUCUUCCACAGACUCUACCCCCCUCACAUCAGCCCCCAGAAUUCCUGCGUCCACCAUCUGGAUGUUCUGCUGGACUGUGCGGUUCCUGUGCGCCCGCGACGCCAGAUCGUCUUCCCGCUGGAGGAGCUUGGCAUCAACGCUCCUUCCCUUCAGAUCAGAGAGGAGCAGGCUCCGUUUGCCCUCAGCCUCAUCAGCAGGAAGUUGACCUUGGAGCCAAAGGUCACGGUUAACGCCCGGAUCGUUUUGGUGGGGGCGUCGGACACGGGGUUAUCUUUCCUGGAGGUGCUGUGUUUCUGCCCUCACCUCAGGUUCAACAGCCUGACCCUGGUCUCCACGCACGGCCUCCUCAGCGACUUCGACCACGAGGACAUCGGAUUUCUCUCCACAAGUCAUGCGUACAGCAGCAGAGAUCUGUCCCGGCUGCCUCUGCACUCCUGCGUCAGCGUGGUGAGCCGGAAGAUGGUGGCCAUCAACAGGAAGUCCAAACACGUCCUGGUGUCCGGUGGAGUGACGGUGCCCUACGACCACCUGGUCCUCUGCACCGGCCUGCAGUACCAGGCGCCUCGUCCUGCUGAAGUGAAUCAGCCCGACUCAAACCUCCAGCUGCCCUCCAACCUCUUCACCCUCAACGACCUCCACGACUGUAUGGCUGCCCGCCGCUGGCUGAGCGCCAACUUUGUGGAGCUGGAGGAUAACGCCAUCGUCUACGGAAACAGCAUCGACGUUUUCACCACCGUUGAGACUUUGCUCAGCCUCGGGAUUCUGGGAAAUCGUAUCCAUGUCGUCUUCACGCCUCCCGAGCCCGGCGUCUCCUGCUUCAGCGACCCGGAGGUGGAGAAAGCUGUGGUGACGGCCCUGAAGAAGGCCGAGGUUCAGGUCCACCAUCACUGCCUGCUGCUGGGCCUCAUGAACAACGGAGAAAACCCCGACCCCCUCACAUCUGUGACUUUCACUACAGACGCAGAGACCCUCAAUCUGCAGUGUGGGGUGUUCAUUAAUCUCUCCAAUAAAGCCGUGGACUCUGAGGCCUUCAGGAGCAUCACCGACUCCUUCCUGGUGUUCGACCGCAGACUCGUUAUAGACGCCACUUUCCACACCAACGAUUCCUCCAUUUCUGCAGCCGGACCUCUCACCAAAUUCUCCCGCAGCUACUACUCCGACGAGUGGUCGAACGCAAACUUCAACUCUAAGGAGGUGGGCCGGGAUCUGGCGGCCAUGUUGCUGCGUCUCUUCGAGCCCGCGAUGGAAACUCCGCCAGAAACAGAGCGUCUCGUUCCGCUGUACGGACAGGCCAAGAUUCAAGGUGGGAAGCUUCCCGGAGGAUUUCACUUCCUGCAGGUCACUACACCGUCUGCCACCAACCUGACCGCUCCUCCUGUUCAACAGGACAGCUGCUUAGUGACGGGGCGUGUGGAGACGGGGAACUACUUCUGUCUACACCUGGACAGCUACGAGCAGGUGGAGGCGCUCACCUGUCUCUCCCUGAAGCCCCUCCCCCUCUCCAACUACCUGAGUCUGUAUGGUAAACAGCAGCAGCUGCUGGGCCAGCUGAGCAGCCGCUACCAGCAGGGCCUGAUCCCAGACCUGCACAGUUUCUUCAGACAGAGCUGGUGUUUGGCCGUAUAUCACGACAGAUUCUCCGACUUCGAGCAGGAGCUUCAGCAGAUCGCCUCAAACACAGGCGAUGUUUCGGGGCAGACGGUGGAGGACGAUGUCUCUCCGGUCCUCCUUCGGGACAGAUCUCCGGCCGCUGAGGUGCGAGCGGCUGUGAGGAGCAGCGCGGUCAGAUAUCUGAGCUUCAACAGGAACCUGCUGCCCAUGUUCGCCGGCCCCGGACAGCGGUGACACACCACAUUAAAUACGUUUAAACGCAUUGUUUAAAAUCAUAUUGUCUUUGAAACGGGACCCUGAACACACUGAGUGAAUCCUGAAGCUCUUACAAACAUGCGCAAUACUUCCUUUCAUCAAAAAACUCCUGCAACGACAAUUCCUUACAGACAUUUUCAUUGUUUUAAUGUGUGUUAGCGUCUGGUUUUGGAAGGUAAGCCGUACUCUCCACACACCUGACACCUCGUUGUUGCAUGUUCCAAAUGCAAACAGCUGAAAACAUUUCUCCAUAAUCCAAUUAGUGGUUCAAACCUCACUCUAAAGCAUCUGCAGUUUGU
Messenger RNA from Trematomus bernacchii (emerald rockcod), 3677 nucleotides. It is a transcript of the gene cfap61, whose product is annotated as cilia and flagella associated protein 61. The record is from RefSeq and is a predicted model, not a curated record. The transcript has 24 exons. The coding region runs from base 1 to 3357 and encodes 1118 amino acids. Lineage: Eukaryota; Metazoa; Chordata; Actinopteri; Perciformes; Nototheniidae.